Molecule: messenger RNA, 828 nt
Organism: Bradysia coprophila
Lineage: Eukaryota; Metazoa; Arthropoda; Insecta; Diptera; Sciaridae
Product: dnaJ-like protein 60
Source: RefSeq, a predicted model, not a curated record
UAUAUAGAAUGCACCCUGUUUUGAUGACAUAACAAGAAACAUCACCACAACAUCAAACAAAAUCAAAUGAAAUUCAAAGACGGUUUAAUCGGUGCCAGGUUCAAUUUAGAGAAAAGUUCAUUUUUGAUUCGUUAUGUACGCAUGCAACAUCAGAGCAGUGUUCUAUCAAUGUGUUCAAGUGAAUAAAAAUUUCCAUCAAAUUUUACGAGCACAGCACGGAACUAGAACACAUUACGAAACGUUGAACCUGAAACCCGAUUGCACAGCCAAAGAUAUCCGGGACUCCUUCGUUAAAUUAUCCAAAGAAAAUCAUCCGGAUACGGGUGAAAAUACUAAGCAAAAUGCAGACAGAUUUCGUUCUAUCGUCGAAGCAUACAAAGUACUUGGCAAAGCUGAGUCUAGAGCCGUUUAUGAUUCGGUGAUGAAUGAACAUAGUGGACCGUAUGCUGUGUACAAUUAUAACGAAUCUUCGUCGCCAUCACCUUCUAAUACGGGAUAUUAUGGAGUGUUCGGAUCGAAGAGAGUCUCGAACAAGAGAAUUGUCAUGUACUGUAUGAUAUUCAUGGUCGUUGGUGCUAUUGUACAGGCGCUUGCUAUUAGAUAUUCGUUGACAUUCCAACGAGAAAAAUUGGACAGAGUAUCAAUGGAAGCGGGCAGAAAUCUCUCGAAAGCACGAGCUGAUGCAGAAGAGCAUGGAAAUGAUUACCAAUUGAAGCAGCUCGCACAAAAAUUAACGAGAAAUUGAUUCAAGAGCGUGCAAUUUUAUAGUGUAUCCGAAGCUCAUUGUGAAUCGUUGACGAAAUGCAGAUCGAUAUUUUAUCUAAAAAA